Messenger RNA from Plasmodium gallinaceum, 978 nucleotides. Its product is annotated as Plasmodium exported protein, unknown function. NCBI's taxonomy places the organism in Eukaryota, Apicomplexa, Aconoidasida, Haemosporida, Plasmodiidae. Bases 1 to 978 code for a protein of 325 amino acids. The record is from RefSeq and is a predicted model, not a curated record. The transcript has 2 exons.
AUGAAUAUCGAAUAUGAUGAUACUUCAAAUGCAACUAUUAGCUUUGCAAACAAUUCUAGUUCAUAUGAAUAUAUUUUAAAACAAUGUUAUGCAAGAAUAAAAAUAAUCGCAUUUGUAAUAUCUAUUAGUAUAUUUACUUUUGUUGCUUUUAUUUUGAAACUUCAGUACCUUUUUAACUAUACUUCCUAUUCAUUAUGUUUUCCCGAGCAUUUCUUACAAAUAAAAUCAUUGCCAUGUAAUAAGAGAAUAUUAACAGAUCAAACUAAAGAAAAACCUUUUCCUAUUCAAGAAUUGGGAAUAAAAAACAAAGAAAACUUAAUAGAUGGAGAUGUGAAAAGAGAUGUAUUAAGGGAAUCUACAAUAGAAGUUGAAAGAAGAAGGGUAAGAAGAAAAGUAAGAGAACCAAUAGAAGGAACAACAGGAGGAAUAGCAGGAGGAAUAGUAGGAGGAGCAUUAGGAGGAAUAACAGGAGGAAUAUUGAUAACGGGUGGAAGAAUUAUUGGAGGAACCGUAGGAGUAACUGCAGGAUCAGUAUCGGGAGGAGUAGUAGGGGCUGCAAUGGGGAAAUCGGUAGGUUUGGUAACAAGAAAAUUAUUAAACCAAACAGAGAUAUCGACAUAUAAAAAUGAUGAAAAAUCCAUACGUGAAAUUAUAGGAGGUCUUAUAGGGGGAGGCGCAGGAGGAUAUGUUGGAGGAACUAUAGGAGGAGGAAUGGGGGGAUUGAUAGGAGCAUUAAUGGGAAAUCCUUCAGGAAAGUUUUUAAGAGGAAUUUCUAGUAGAGUCACAAAUAGGAUACCCCUAUCCACUGGGAAUAUUUCUCAAGAAAUAGUUAAAGAAAUUACAAGAAGUGCAGUAAAAAUCCUAGGAUCAGUGUUUGGAGGAAUAACAGGAGGUGCAGCAGGAAUGAUUUUGGGAACAAUUGCUGGAAUGGAAAUUAAUAAAAUAAGGAGAGAAAAAAAAAAGAUAUUAUCUAAAUAG